Molecule: messenger RNA, 378 nt
Organism: Letharia lupina
Lineage: Eukaryota; Fungi; Ascomycota; Lecanoromycetes; Lecanorales; Parmeliaceae
Exons: 2
Coding region: 1-378 (125 amino acids)
Source: RefSeq, a predicted model, not a curated record
AUGUCCGACCCCGACGCCCCUCCCCCCUCCCCCCCCUCCAUCCUCAACUGGACCCUCGGCUUCCUCCUCGUCGGCCUCGCCUGGGGCCUCACCACGCCCUUCAUCCGGCGCGCCGCCCUCCACUUCCACCCCCCCGCCCACCCCUCCCUCGACCGCGUCGACACCGGCACCCGGGCCGGCCGGGCCCGGCGGCGCGUCCUGAAGGCGGCGUGGACGGUCGCGGAUCUGCUCCGGAGUCCGGCGUACGCGCUGCCGCUGGUGGUGAAUUUGACGGGGAGCGUGUGGUUCUUUUUGCUGAUUGGACGGGCCGAUACCUGGAUCGGCAUGGCUUUCGUCUUGGGCGGUAUUGCACUAUGCGUUCAGUCGAAGAAUACAUGA